This is a messenger RNA of Aspergillus ruber CBS 135680, 1476 nucleotides long. It is a transcript of the gene cp7, whose product is annotated as putative carboxypeptidase Y. Gene Ontology annotation, molecular function: serine-type carboxypeptidase activity. NCBI's taxonomy places the organism in Eukaryota, Fungi, Ascomycota, Eurotiomycetes, Eurotiales, Aspergillaceae. Gene Ontology annotation, biological process: proteolysis. The record is from RefSeq and is a predicted model, not a curated record. The transcript is spliced from 6 exons. The coding region runs from base 1 to 1476 and encodes 491 amino acids. Gene Ontology annotation, cellular component: fungal-type vacuole.
AUGAAGGUUUGGCAUUCAAUUGCUUUUGCCAGUCUAAUCGCCGUUGGACGGACAACCCUGGUAAAUGGGCCACAGUCUUACCUGGCAAACAACGACGAUAAUCGAUUCGAAACGUUCAAAAGCCCUAUAAAUCCCUCGCACUCUAUCAGAAUUAGAGAACAAAAUGAUAGUCUCUGCGAUGCAGGCUCCAAGCAGUAUACAGGAUGGUUGGAUUUCCAUGGAAAACACAUGUUUUUCUGGUAUUUCAACAGUCUCAACGAUCCUUUAACGGAUCCUCUCACGUUGUGGCUGACAGGAGGCCCCGGGGUAAGCAGCACGGUUGGGAUGCUACUCGAACUGGGACCAUGCCGUAUCGACAUUGGUGGUCAAGGGACGCAUAGGAAUCCUUAUUCGUGGACACGGAAUUCCUCCAUGAUCUUCGUUGAUCAACCCGUGGGAACAGGGCUGUCAUACACGGACCCUGGAGUAAAAGUUCCGACAACGUCUACGAUAGCGGCUGAGGACAUGUAUAUAUUUCUCCAGAUAUUUUUGACAGAAGUCGUCCCGGAGCGACGACGUGUUCCUUUUCAUAUCGCAGGAGAAAGCUUUGCAGGGCAUUAUAUUCCAACGUUGUCUGCGGAGAUCAUACGACAGAAUAAUCUACAAAGUGAUAGCCCGGCCAUCCCUUUGAGCUCGAUACUGAUAGGAAACGGUUAUGUCUCACCACUCGAUACAACCUACGGCUACUACGAAACUCUCUGCACGACAAAGCCCGGGGUUGCCGAACCCGUCUUUAACCAUACUCGAUGCCAAAUAAUAGCCGACACUCUACCGCGCUGUCUCUAUGUAUACGAGGCCUGUUAUCGGUAUCCCGAUAAAUUCCUGUGCAAAGCCACCGACCAGGUUUGUGGAACCAUUAAAGAGCUCUUUUAUAAUGAGUCGCAUGCGGGCGGAAGAGACCCCUUUGACAUUACUCGGACCUGUGAGGUAGAGCAUCUCUGUUAUGCAGCGACUCUUGACAUUCAGAGAUACAUCAACAAACCGACUACCUGGCAAGCACUACAAGUACCACAAGAGAUCGGUGACUUCUCCAUCGAAUCGAUGCGAGUAGCAUCCGCAUUUGCAGCAGGCAAUGAUCUUUACUCGCCCGUUAUGGACGAAAUACAAUUUACUCUAGAUAACGGUGUCGACGUGUUGAUCUACAACGGAAAUCUAGACCUGGCAUGCAACACAGCCGGAAACCUUCGCUGGGCCAAUUCUCUCCGUUGGAAUGGUCAGGCUGAAUUUGCUUCCCAAGACCUGAAGCCGUGGUGCUCGGUUACCAACGGGGGAAUGAGAAAGGUGGGAAGCUACAAGGAAGUUUUUACGCGAACUGGAAGCACAGAACGGCGAUUUGCAUUGGUUACGGUCGAUCGGUCUGGACACAUGGUUCCAUUGGAUCAACCCGAGGUGGCUCUCGAUCUCUAUACGAAAUGGCUAUUCGAGGAACCAUUCUGA